AUGUCUACCGAGCGGCCGGCCCUGGCUGCGUCGCCUAGGGUUGUGGACUGGCAACGAGAUGGCGUUCAUCAGGUUGCGGGCCAAUUGGACGUCUCGGGCGGUCAUACCGAGGCCAGACAGGGGCACGAGGGCUAUGGGGAAGAGCUUGGCAGUGCAACCCCUUGUCCCCCGUCGAUGCAACACCCCGGAGCUCUGUCGCCGUGGCCAUCUCCCUCUUCCCCGGGGAUCCACGUGUUGAUCUGGGGUGGCGGGAGCCCCACCCACUGGGACGGGGAAUACGAGCUGGUGGUAGGGAACGGUGGUAGAGUGGGUGAUAUCCCCCGUCGACCUAUCAGGGCGCCUGCCGGAGACCGGGGGGCGUCCAAGCGGCUUAGCGGCCUGAUAAGACGCAUUUUCGCUCGCGUUUGUCUUCUUCGAGGCGACUGGAAGCUUGGCUCGUCGCGCGGAUUUCUCCGCCCGUCGAUAAAACCGCGGUCGCUCCCUUCUCCCUUCACUUGCUCUCUUCCCUCCCCCAUCUCUCACUUCCUCCCUCUCCUCCUUCCUCCCUCCUCUCUCCCUGUCUCUCACCGUCCUCUCCGGUGUUUUCACGCGAACUCGACCUGCGACGCAGACUCUGACCCCGCAAUCGACAAGCUCCGUCAUUCCCACGCCAUUCCUGCAUUGACCGCCGAUCUGCGAGAUCUCGCCUGCAUGGAAUCCGUCGAUCAGAAAUCCCCCGGCAUGGCCACUGCGGAGAACCCUGUCACCGACCCCGUCGCCGACGCCGGUGAGGUGCCCCGCCCGCGCGGAUGGAUGUACAAGUCAUUCAAGAUCGGUCCCUGGAACACCGGCUGGUACGCCUCGCCGCGCAUCCAGCUGGGUAUGGUCUCCUUUGUCUGUUUCAUGUGCCCCGGCAUGUUCAACGCCCUCAGCGGUCUGGGCGGCGGAGGUAAAACGGACACCACCUUGGCCGACAACAUGAACAUCGCCCUCAACAGCACUUUCGCCGUCGUGGGUUUCUUCGCCGGAACCUUCGUCAACCGUAUGGGCAUCCGGGCCGCCCUCUCCUUCGGUGGCACCGGUUACACUCUCUACUCUAUCAGUCUCCUGGUCUCCGAGCACAAGCAUGUCCCCGGUUUCAACAUCUUCGCCGGCGCCUACCUCGGUGUCUGCGCGGGUUUGCUGUGGACCGCCCAGGGCACCAUCAUGAUGUCUUACCCCCUCGAGGAGAAAAAGGGUAGCUACUUUGCCUGGUUCUGGGCCAUCUUCAACAUCGGCGCUUGCAUUGGUAGUCUGAUCCCUCUGGGCGAAAACAUUCACAUCACCACCAACGUCACCGUCAGCGACGGCACCUACAUCGGCUUCAUCGUGCUCAUGUUCUUCGGGGCCGUGCUGGCGCUCCUCCUCUGCGACGCCGACAAGAUCGUUCGUCCCGACGGCUCGCGCGUCAUCCUGAAGCAGUCCCCCAGCUGGCGUACCGAGUUCGUCGGUCUGUGGACCACCGUGCGCGAUAACCCCCACAUCGUCCUGCUCUUCCCCAUGUUCUGGUCGUCCAACUGGUUCUACACCUACCAGCAGAACGCCAUCAAUGCUGCCCACUUCUCCACCCGCACCAAGGCCCUGAACGGCUUCCUCUACUGGUUCGCCCAGAUCGUCGCCGCCGUCAUCAUGGGCCCGCUGCUCGAUCUCGAACGCUUCCGUCGCAGUGUCCGUGCCAAGGCCGCCCUCAUCAGCCUGUUCGUGCUGACCAUGGCCAUCUGGGGCGGUGGAUAUGCCUGGCAGAAGACGUACACGCGCGAGACGGUCGGCGACCCCAGCUUCGUGCCCACCGACUGGACCACCCCCGGCUUCGUCGGCCCCAUGUUCCUGUACUUCUUCUACGGCAUGUACGACGCCUUCUGGCAGGGUAUUGUCUACUGGUUCAUGGGUGCUUUGGGUAACUCCGGCCGUAAGCUGGCCAACCUGGCAGGCUUCUACAAGGGCUUGCAGUCGGCCGGCGCCGCCGUCAUGUGGAGUCUGGACCGUGACAAGCUGCCCUUCAUGUCCGAAUUUGCCUGCACCUGGGCCUUGCUCUGCGGAUCGAUCCUCGUCGCGGCCCCCGUCGUCUUCUUCAAAAUCAAGGACCACGUCCCGGUGGAGGAGGAUCUCAAGGAUACCGGCGAGACGGUGGACGACGUGCUGCCGGUGGGUCACCCCGAGAAGCGCGAGGGCGCCCACGUGUAA
This is a messenger RNA of Aspergillus affinis, 2202 nucleotides long. Its product is annotated as unc-93 family MFS transporter. Bases 1 to 2202 code for a protein of 733 amino acids. Gene Ontology annotation, molecular function: transmembrane transporter activity. Lineage: Eukaryota; Fungi; Ascomycota; Eurotiomycetes; Eurotiales; Aspergillaceae. Gene Ontology annotation, biological process: transmembrane transport. The record is from RefSeq and is a predicted model, not a curated record. The transcript has 6 exons.